This is a messenger RNA of Sander lucioperca (pikeperch), 3767 nucleotides long. RefSeq names its product Rap guanine nucleotide exchange factor (GEF) 5a (gene rapgef5a). The transcript has 26 exons. The coding region runs from base 253 to 2931 and encodes 892 amino acids. Gene Ontology annotation, cellular component: plasma membrane. Lineage: Eukaryota; Metazoa; Chordata; Actinopteri; Perciformes; Percidae. The record is from RefSeq and is a predicted model, not a curated record. Gene Ontology annotation, biological process: positive regulation of GTPase activity; Ras protein signal transduction. Gene Ontology annotation, molecular function: guanyl-nucleotide exchange factor activity.
CACCUACCUAGGCUACUGGGGGAGUAGAGCUAUUGGGUGGAGCAGCAACGUCGCGUGCUGCGCAAUACAUUCAGUAGCCUCGUUAACGCUGCGCGCGGUGUGGUUGCAGAUGCAGGUCGCUAAAAGUAUGCGCGCGAUGCGGGGGGAAAUGGCGAACGGGGGCGGACGGUGGUGCGCCUUGUGAGGAUACAGUAGACACCUGGAGCUGUGGCAGGCGGCAGCUCGAGGAAAGACAGGAGAAGGAAAGGAACCAUGGAGGACUCAGAGCCCGCAGAGGACGGUUUGCUGGCGGGCUUGCGAUGGAACCGGAGCGCACGAGACCAGGCUCAGCUCAAACACAAAAUCCGGGAUCUGCCAGGGCUACUCAAGCACGGGCUGCACCUGCGGAAGAAGAGCCAAUCACCUGACACUAUCCCCGGACCGAGCGCUGGACCUACAGUACACAGGUCUUGUUCCCAGAGUUUUCCAUGUGCUGGUCGGGCUGUGAGGAAUGCCUUCCUCUCUCAUGGACCAUACCCAGCUAAAGACAAGAUACACCUGGCCAGAAUCAUACGACGUAGCUACGUGGGCGUGGAGCUGGUGCAGUGGCUGUGUGAGCAGUGUCUGUACGUGCGCUGUCGGACUACUGCUGUGCGUGUCUGGCAGGUGCUGCUGGAGCUGGGAGUCUUGCUGUCUGUGGACCAGCGGGUGAUGUUUUCAGACUCAAACUCUUACUACCAGUUCAGCUUUGAGGAGUGUGACUCUGCCUCCUGUGACUUUCGCUCCAAUGAGGGGGAAUGGCCAGAGGCAGUUAGGCUCCUCCUACAACUCGCCCCGUACAUCCAGUUUCGCUCUGGAGGCGGGGCCAACAGCCCGUCAGAGGAGGACUCUGAAGGCAACAGAGAUAUCUGCAGUGAGAUUCUCCAGAUGAAAGCUCUUGAGAGGCUCACGUCUACGGUACAAAGUGAGUUGGCGGCUGCUCUCGCCCGAAAGACUCGCAAAGCUUUAUCAGAGCAGGACUCUGAGACGACAGAGACGAGCCAACAGGAGCCUUGCACACCCAGCGAGGAGAGCAGCCCGCUGGGCGGGGUGUGUGCACUGCGGGAUGGUGGAGGCAGCAACAGUGGAGGAAUGGGGACCGUUUGCGCCCGUGAGGAGCUGACCAGCCGGCUGGGGUUGGAGGCCGUUCAGCGGCUGGCCAAGGACGGCUGCCGACUGCUGCAGAACCACAACUACCGGCUGCCCGACAGGAACCAGGCGGAGGCAUUGGGGAGGGUUUGUCUGAAGGAGAGAGGACGGGAUGUGUUGGUGUUGCGGAGAGUGACAUCAUCAGUGACGUCGCCAUCAGACCGGCCCUCACCCACAUCGUCAGGGGGUGGGUCCAGAGAGGACGAUUGCGACAAAAGGUAUGUGGUGGUGUCGGGGACACCGCUCAAGAUCUUGGAGCAUCUGCUGAGUGACCUGCGGUUGGACGACCAAAGAGGGGCGCCAGAGAUCAGGGAGAGCGAAAUGCUGCUGGAUGACUUCCUGGUGACCUACCAGGUGUUCAUGUCCACCAAUGACCUCUGUCAGGCUCUGCUGGGACACUAUAGCAGUGCCCGCUGCAGAGUCCAGGAGGAGGGCAAAGACGCCCUCUUCAGGAAGCGUAAGGUACUGCAGCUGGUCUCCCAUUGGAGCAGGCUUUACAAGGACUUCCUGAAGGAAGAGGAGCACAUCAGGAGCUUCAUGAAGACUCUGUACAGGUGUGUUUUAGAAGAUUUGUAUGAGUUCCCCACGCUGGAGAAAGACCUAAAGGAGUUCCAGAAACUUCUGCGUCGCAGACACACUGUGGAUGACUGCCCUCCAAACCAAAAGAGUAAACAAAUGCAUCAGCAGUUGAGUUUAAAGGAAAACUGUUUGCCACUACGAAGUCCACCGACUGAUACUAGAGACAUUAUUUGUUGCGUGUACGUGAGCACUGACUCCUACCUGAGUGUCCACACACAUCCCUCACUGGAGGCCCAUGAGCUGCUAAGGAUUGUGGGUCUGAAGAUGGACAAAGCAGAAGAGGACAUGGUGCUCGCUGUGGCGUCGCAAACUGGAGAGCGGAGGGUGUUACAGCCCAGUGACUGUGUGUAUUCAGAGUCUAUGACCCCACAAGGAAAGCUUGUAGUCUGUCGCAGGGACCUCACUGAGAUUCUGCCUCCUUUAACGGACAGUGCUGAGCUAAGCAGGAGGCCGGUGCGACUCUUAGGUAUUAACACCUGGGAUGUGGCAGCUGCUCUCACACACCUGGACUGGAGCCUCUUCAAAUCCAUCCACGAGCAGGAGCUGGUGUACUACACCCUCAGCCGUGCUCCUGGUACGGGCCACACGGCAGCGCUCUCUGUCCUGCUCCAGCGCUGUAACGAGGUCCAGCAGUGGGUCAUGUCUGAGGUGCUCAUGUGUGUAUCGCUCAACAAGAGAGUACAGCUGCUCAAGAAGUUCAUCAAGAUCGCAGCUCAUUGUAAAGCCCAAAGGAAUUUGAACUCUGCAUUUGCCAUCAUCAUGGGUCUUAACACGGCUGCUGUCAGCCGACUCAACCAAACCUGGGAGAAAUGUCCAGGGAAGUUCAAGAAGCUUUUCUCAGAGUUGGAGCUCAUUACGGAUCCAUCUCUCAACCACAAAGCCUAUAGGGAAGCCUUUAAGAAGAUGAAGCCUCCCAAGAUCCCUUUCAUGCCUCUCCUCCUAAAAGAUAUCACCUUCAUCCACGAGGGAAAUAAGACCUUCCAUGACAACCUGGUCAACUUUGAGAAGCUGCAUAUGAUCGCAGACACAGUGAGAAUGAUUCGCCACUGCCAAAGCGACCAGCCAGGCAACGAGGUAAUCGGGGUCGACAGUGCGGAGGUGAGGGCAAGUGCUCACUACCUGCACAUUAUCGACAAUCAACAGACUCUUUUCGAGCUGUCACACAAGCUGGAGCCACGUGCUUAAACACACACACACACACACACACACACACGUACCCUAAUAGACGCACACACAAACACACUUGACACAGCGCAGUGGAAAUUAGGAUGAUGUGACAUGGAAGAUGCUUAGUACAGCAAAAUGCCACACACUCGCGCAUACAGUGCAACCAAAUCACACUACCAGCAGUGGUGCCAAGUGGACAAUAAGGUGCCAUGUGUUCUGAGAAAACCAAUGAAGACACAGAGCUGCACUCUGCCUGUUUUUUUAGGGCUUUAUAACACUGAACAUGUGUUUAUAAAGGAUUUAUGGUUAAACUAUUUAAGUCCAUACACACUCUGUGAACUGUCUACAGGAAGAGAUUCUGCGCAUCAAAACUGAAAUUUGCCAAACUGAGACCGAGAGAAGAGGAGGCUGUAAUUAGUUUGUACAGUAUCUAUUGGACUGAAUAUGCCUUUGUUUUUGUUCUUGUGGUUAGCUUUUGGUUAUUUAUUUAUUAGCAGGUGGAAUGUUCCUUUGUUUCCGUCUUUCAAGUCUUGUCCACCCUCUGGAAGGACUUGAUAGCGUCUUCAUCGUUUCAGUUACAACCACAAAACUAUCUGUAGCGGAGUUAGAUGUGUUUAUAAGAUGAUGGUCAGAAUCUGCCUCAUCAAUGGUCUCAUAUGAUUUCAUCUGCAUAUCACACACCUGCCUGGUUGUGCAUCUAUAUCCAGGAUACAUAUGCAUACAUACUUAUUUAGGUGUAUGAUGUGGAGCUGUUUUCGGUUAUUGUUUGGUAGAUUAUUAUGUAAUGCAAGCAGCGACCAGGGCUGAAGCAGUAAACCACUUAAAGGUGCUCUAAGUGAUGUCACGCGUUUUUU